AUGGUGCGACUGGUUCAGUGGGUUGUGGCGGCUGUGGUGGCGGUGUCGGUGGCUGCUACGGCGGUGCAGGGCGAUGGAGCCCUGCACGAUCCAGCAUGGCGUCGCGUGAACCAGUCCGACUGCCCAUACGAUGACACCGGCGACAGCUGCACGGGUGCGACGGUGGAAGGCUGCAAGGUGAAGUGCGCUGCAGAUCCAGCCUGUGGCGGAUUCAACUAUCCCCACGGGAUCAUGAAAAAGACGGAUUGCUCCGCACACAUCUCCACAUCUCCAACCGUGGACCUCUACCUGCUCGUGAAAGACAUCAGUGUCAACUGGCCUCCAAUCUGGCCCAUGCCCAAGUCGUACACCAAUGGAACUACAAAUCUCAAGGUGGACGGAUCCAAGUUUGGCUUCUUCACCACUACGCCGAGUGCCGAUUUGACUGCGGCGUUCUCGCGGUUCCGUCCGCUCUUCUUCCCGCACCGCACAAGCGCCUCUCCUGCUGGCGCAACGCGCGGCGUUGACGUCACCGUGCACAACUCGAGUGUGCCGCUGCAGCUGUAUGCGGAUGAGAGCUACACCCUCAGCGUUCCUGCAGAUGGCGGCAACAUCUCGCUCACUGCCAAUACCGUGUACGGUGCGUAUCACGGCCUGCAGACACUCUCCCAGCUCAUCUCCUUUGACUUUACUCAACAGGAGUAUGUGAUCCCUGGUGCUCCGUGGAAGAUCAGCGACGCCCCUCGCUUCCCGCACCGGGAAGUCCUCAUCGACUCCUCGCGCCACUUUGAGCCAGUGGAAACAAUCAAAGACGUGAUCACGUCCCUGACGUAUGCCAAGAUCAACACUGUGCACUGGCAUUUGGUGGACAGCCAAUCGUUCCCUUUCAUCAGUCCAACGUACCCUGACCUUGCAGGCAAAGGGUCCUACUCGCUGCAAGAGCGGUACACGGUUGAUGACGUUGCCGAUGUUGUGGAGUUUGCGCGUCAGCGCGGUGUCCGUGUUGUCGUCGAAAUUGACACCCCAGGUCACGCUGCGAGCUGGUGCGCUGGCCACCCGGAGAUAUGCCCGAGUGCCCAGUGCCAGGAGCCACUCAACCCGGCCACCAACACAACCUUCAACCUCAUCGCCGGCCUCUUCAAGGACCUGACCGGCGGCGCUCGCGGCAGUGGACUGUUCCCAGACAAUCUGAUGCAUCUUGGAGGCGAUGAAGUCAACACCAAGUGCUGGUCCGAGUCCCCCACGAUCAGCAAGUGGAUGCAGGACCACGGCCUGACGCCAGAUGGCGCAUACGCGUACUUUGUCAACCGAACGCAGGCGAUUGCGCGCGGGUACGGGCGGGACGUGAUUGGCUGGGAGGAGAUCUGGGACCACUUUGGAACGUCGCUCGACAAGAGCACCAUCAUCCACCAGUGGCUGCCCAAAUCCUCCAUCGCCAUCAACGCCACCAAGGCCGGCUACCGUGUGCUGUGGAGCACAGAUGGCGCGUGGUAUCUUGAUGGUCUGUCGGUGACCUGGCAGGAAAUGUACGAACAGGAGCCCUGCACGGGCAUUGACGAUCACCUGUGCGACACCCUCGUCCUCGGCGGCGGCGGGUGCAUGUGGGGCGAGACGGUCGACACCUCCGACAUCCAGCAGACGAUUUGGCCGCGAAUGGCUGCAAUCGCCGAGCGCCUGUGGUCGCCACGCUCCGUCAUAAGCGCUGCACAGGCCGAUGCGCGCUUCCGCUCCUUCCGCUGUCUGCUCAACCGUCGCGGCAUUGCUGCUGCCCCAGCCAACAAUCCAACUGCCAGAGAGGCACCACCUCACCCUGGUGGCUGUCUCGAACAGUGAGACACGUGUCCUGCAUGUGCGAGUGUGUCUGUGUCGCUGGCAUACGCGCAUGCGUGUGCGUGUACGUGUCAACUCACACCGCCAGCUCGUCAGUGUUUGUGGCGUGUUCUUGCUCUCCAUCAUGUUGUCGUUCCAACAACAUGCUUGUGUGUGUGUGUGAGUGAGUGAGUGUGUGUGUGUGAGUGAGUGUGUGUGUGUGAGU
This is a messenger RNA of Salpingoeca rosetta, 2014 nucleotides long. RefSeq lists its product as uncharacterized. Gene Ontology annotation, biological process: glycosaminoglycan metabolic process; ganglioside catabolic process; carbohydrate metabolic process. Gene Ontology annotation, cellular component: membrane. Gene Ontology annotation, molecular function: beta-N-acetylhexosaminidase activity. The coding region runs from base 1 to 1812 and encodes 603 amino acids. The record is from RefSeq and is a predicted model, not a curated record. The transcript is spliced from 12 exons. NCBI's taxonomy places the organism in Eukaryota, Choanoflagellata, Craspedida, Salpingoecidae.